AUGAGGCUGGAAAGGCAGAGGGAAUGUGAAUGGCUCUUCUGGCUUGGGAAAGUGUCCACGGACUGGGGUGCUACAGACUACAAAACAGCUUGGACAACCCUCCAGAUUCCCUGUACCUCCGGCGUGCAUAGCGUAAUGUCCAUGCUGUACUACACUCUGAUUAUAGCUUUUUUGAUCGGCACACAGGCAGCUCCAAAGUCAGAGGACAAUGUUCCACUGGAGUAUCCUGCAGAACACUCCCUGCUCAAUACCCACCGGAGCAACAGACACCACAUUCCCAAGGCAGCUCCCCAGACAUCCCACAGCCACUCUGCUUGGACGAUAGGUAGAAGAGAAGCUAUAAAUAUCACCAUGGACCCAACAUUUUUUAGGAAGAGGCGCUUCCGGUCUCCUCGGGUGCUGUUCAGCACACAGCCCCCCCCAGUGUCAGGGCAAGGACAGAAUAUGGGAUUUCUCAGCAGUGCAAGUUCUCUCAACAGGACUGCCAGGACCAAGAGGACCGCGCAUCCCGUAUUACACCGGGGAGAGUUCUCAGUGUGUGACAGCGUCAGCAUGUGGGUUGGAGACAAAACCACAGCCACUGACAUUAAAGGCAAAGAGGUGACAGUGUUGGGAGAGGUCAACAUUAAUAACAACAUUUUUAAGCAGUACUUUUUUGAGACCAAGUGCAGGGACCCUAAGCCAGUCUCCAGUGGGUGCCGAGGGAUUGAUGCAAAGCACUGGAACUCUUACUGCACCACAACACACACCUUUGUCAAAGCGCUGACCAUGGAGGGCAAGCAAGCAGCCUGGCGAUUUAUUCGAAUUGACACAGCCUGUGUGUGCGUGCUCAGCAAGCAGGAAGUCAGGGAGACCCUGAGAUGGAUCUAA
Molecule: messenger RNA, 870 nt
Organism: Egretta garzetta (little egret)
Lineage: Eukaryota; Metazoa; Chordata; Aves; Pelecaniformes; Ardeidae
Gene: NGF
Product: nerve growth factor
Exons: 2
Coding region: 1-870 (289 amino acids)
Biological process (GO): negative regulation of neuron apoptotic process; positive regulation of peptidyl-serine phosphorylation; nerve development
Molecular function (GO): nerve growth factor receptor binding; growth factor activity
Source: RefSeq, a predicted model, not a curated record